Molecule: messenger RNA, 466 nt
Organism: Sapajus apella (tufted capuchin)
Lineage: Eukaryota; Metazoa; Chordata; Mammalia; Primates; Cebidae
Exons: 3
Coding region: 42-428 (128 amino acids)
Source: RefSeq, a predicted model, not a curated record
GAGUUCAUUUUGUGAAGCUGUGACCAGUUUUCCAGUAGACCAUGAGCUUGCUGAGGGCAGGAGCCUACCUGUCUUUGAUCUUUGCUUCCGUGGGGUCUAUCCGGGUGCCUGACACAGCAACUUUGAAGAUGGAAGGGAUGGAGGGAGAGCAGAUCCUCAAACACAGCCUGUAUCUCUCCCUGCUCCCCACCCACCCUCCAGCUUUUCAGCCAGAGUCAUUUGCUCUAAGGCCCAGACCGUGGCUCACCUAUCACGGCUACCCAAGUAGUAUAGGAAGAGGAAAUUUGAAGAGAAAAGGAGGCACCUGGGAUGAGCACACAGUGAGAAAAGACAAUGUGAAGGCAUGGCAAGAAGACAGCCAGCUGCAAGCAAGGAGAGAGGCCUCAGAGGAAACCAACCCUGCUGACACCUUGACUUUGGACUUCUAGUCUCCAGAAUUAUGAGAAAAUAAAUUCCUGUUGGUUAA